UUUCACUCGUGACGUCUGCUACCUCCUGUGAAAGUGUGUGUUGUUUGUACUGCAAGAGUGAUGCGAUCUCUAAAUCUGCCCUUAUUUAUAACAGUGCAACUUCGCCAGUCUGUUCACUUUAAGACGUAGUGCACACUGUGUUCACGAAUGCGGUAGGGGCCUCCUGGGACCAUGCUUAGCCGUCUGCAGGAGCUGAAGAAGGAAGAGGAGACUCUUCUGAAAAUCAAGGGGAUGUUGCAGGAUCAGCUCAACAGACUCAAGUUUGAAGAAGGAGCACUGAGGUCACUGAUCAAUGCCCAGAAUGCAGAAUGCACAGAGGAGACUGCCUCAGCCCAGGUGGAAAUUAAUCCAGAUGAUGAGGCAGAAAUCAACCAGACAGAACUAGUCCUCGGAGCCCCAAUAGAUCAGAACAUGGAGGAAGAGGAGGAAGAGGAUGAGGAGGACGAAAAUGAAGAUGAUGACGAAGACGAAGAUGAGGAUGGUAACAACGAACUUGUAAUGAUGCUGGGAGUGGGAGGGGAGGAGGAGGACUACGAGGACGAUGACGACUGUUACUGAUCGUUAGUGACCUGCUCCUGCAAACCUGGAUGUGAUGUGAUGUCCUUGCACCCCUGGUCUCCGUGGUGACGUUUAUGCUGUAGGAUGUAAUCAGUCUGUAAUGAGAGUAGCUCGUGAGCUCAUUGCUAGGAAUCACUGUCCUCUCAUUGUAACUCUAGCCAAGGCUUUCUAAUAUCAUUGGAGUACAUGGAAAGUGUUGUGGACUUUGGACUGUUUCAUGUGCUAUUUAACCGUCAACGACAAAACAAAACAAAAGUGAAGUCCUUUUGGUAUAGAAUUGCAUUCAGCCUGAAUGUAAGAUGUAAGCUACCUUUAUUCAGCGCUUCUGUUCUGACUGGUUUGUAAAUAUUGGGACUUUUUGAGAGCACGCUUAAAUUCAAAAGGUCUUUAGUAAACUUAACACAGCAGUUGAUGUAUAUAUUAAACAAGUCAUGAAAAAUCAUGUUGUUUUUCUGAGCCACUAAGAGAUCACUGCUACCUUUGCCUUGAAAUGACUAUAAGUAUGAUCGUUUGGAUAUUAUAAAGUAACUGAGCACAAAAGAGAAGACAUGGGAUUAUUUUGAUGUUUACAUUCUUUUGAAACCACAUUGUCACUUUAGAGAUUGUACAUUUUGUUAAUGUGACGGUAAAGAAACAGAAUAUGUUCAAUAAAUGCGCUUUUGAUAUUA
Molecule: messenger RNA, 1226 nt
Organism: Sardina pilchardus (European sardine)
Lineage: Eukaryota; Metazoa; Chordata; Actinopteri; Clupeiformes; Clupeidae
Gene: snapc5
Product: small nuclear RNA activating complex, polypeptide 5
Exons: 4
Coding region: 172-558 (128 amino acids)
Biological process (GO): transcription by RNA polymerase II; transcription initiation at RNA polymerase III promoter
Cellular component (GO): nucleus
Source: RefSeq, a predicted model, not a curated record